AUGAAUUUCUUCGGGUUUCUUUUAACUUCAGUUGAAUUUCGUAGAAAUUCCAUGCGUUUUUGUGCAAAUCUAUCAACAUUAUUCAAUGAUAUACCCAAACUAACCGAACGCUUACCGCUUUAUGAUCAAACAAAUGAGAUUCCAUCAUUCAACGAAUACAAAAAGAUAGUUCUUGAUCGUACACUUGAUUAUGCUAAAAUGUUCAACGUCAGUAAAGUGCAUCUAGUGAUGACAGAAGCAAAGGAUGAGUCCGAUCGGAUCAUCGAUCUUGUACAUCAGGCAGCUCAAUUCUUUCAACCACAUCGUAUUUUAUGUCUGAUUGAGCCACUUUCAACACGGCCGAACUACUAUUUACAAUCGUAUUCGACAGCAAUGAGUAUUGUUCAGUCAUCUAACAGCAAUAAUCUGAAAAUCAUGUUGGAUUCCUUCCAUCUUCAACGAUUACAUGGAAACUUAACUGAAAGAGUCAAAGAAUUAGCUCCGUUCGUUGGACACGUUCAAAUUUCACAAACACCAAACCGUGAUUGUCCUAUGAACGAAAAUGGCGAAGUUAAUCAUCGAUAUUUUCUAUCUAACCUCAUUGCAUCAUUCUAUCAAGAUUACAUCGGUUUAGAAUAUAACUGUGACAAGUCAAUGUGGUGUUCUUCAACUCUAGAUUCUGGUGAUGCAUCGCUAAAACGGCUGGAUAGAUUUAUAUCAGCCUAUUGA
Messenger RNA from Adineta ricciae, 708 nucleotides. The record is from the annotation of a GenBank genome assembly. NCBI's taxonomy places the organism in Eukaryota, Metazoa, Rotifera, Eurotatoria, Adinetida, Adinetidae.